Populus trichocarpa (black cottonwood) is the source of this 1468-nucleotide messenger RNA. RefSeq names its product myb-related protein 306. The transcript is spliced from 3 exons. Gene Ontology annotation, biological process: response to auxin. Bases 192 to 1160 code for a protein of 322 amino acids. NCBI's taxonomy places the organism in Eukaryota, Viridiplantae, Streptophyta, Magnoliopsida, Malpighiales, Salicaceae. The record is from RefSeq and is a predicted model, not a curated record.
UUCUCUCUCUCCUGAGGGUCUUUUUCCUAUAUAUUGAGAACAAACUAGCUAUCUGGGCAGUAGAUGUCUGUUCUAUCUUUAGAAAAGAUAAGCAAGUUUAAGAGGGGAAAGAAUUAAAGGAAGAGUAGAGUUCUUACUUGAGAAAUCUUGGAGACUUGCUUGUAAGAAAGGAAGAAACAAAUAAAGUGAUAAUGGGCAGACCACCUUGCUGUGAUAAGAUAGGAGUGAAAAAAGGACCAUGGACUCCUGAGGAAGAUAUCAUCUUGGUAUCAUAUAUUCAAGAACAUGGUCCUGGGAAUUGGAGAGCUGUGCCAACUAGUACAGGACUGCUUAGAUGCAGUAAGAGUUGCAGAUUGAGAUGGACUAAUUACCUAAGGCCAGGGAUCAAACGUGGUAAUUUUACCGAUCACGAGGAGAAGAUGAUAAUCCACCUCCAAGCCCUUCUAGGCAACAGAUGGGCUGCCAUAGCUUCAUACCUCCCUCAGAGAACAGAUAAUGACAUUAAAAACUUUUGGAACACACAUUUGAAGAAGAAGUUGAGAAAGCUUCAAGCAGGGCAAGAAGGUCAGUCUAGAGAUGGGUUAUCAUCAACAGGUUCACAGCAAAUUUCUAGAGGCCAAUGGGAGAGAAGGCUUCAAACUGAUAUCAACAUGGCUAGGCAAGCCCUAUGCGAGGCCUUGUCUCCCGGUAAACCAAGCAGCUUGUUAACCGGGUUGAAACCCUCUUGUGGGUAUGAAAAACCAGCUACAGAACCAAUCUAUGCAUCAAGCACUGAAAAUAUAUCCAGAUUGCUCAAAGGAUGGAUGAUAAGUGGGCCUAAGCAGUCGCUAAAAAAUUCAACUACUCAGAAUUCCUUCAUCGAUACGGCUGGAGCUGAUUCACUGUCUAGUGAAGGGACUCCUGAUAAAGCAGACAAAAAUGGCACUGGAUUAUCACAGGCAUUUGAAUCACUCUUUGGUUUUGACUCUUUCGACUCUUCAAAUUCAGAUUUCUCUCAAUCCAUGUCGCCUGAUACUGGCCUUUUCCAAGACGAAAGUAAGCCAAAUUCCAGUGCUCAAGUGCCACUGUCAUUGAUUGAGAGGUGGCUAUUUGAUGAAGGAGCCAUGCAAGGGAAAGAUUACAUAAACGAAGUCACAAUAGAUGAAGAUAAUCUCUUCUAGUGGGAGGGCUCUUCUUUGUUGUGGCUACUUUGAGUGCUCUUCUGAUUUAGACUAAUAUGCUAGUAAUUUUUUCUAAAGGGAUUCCUUGUUCGAGAAUCACUGGUUCUUUUUAUUUUGCUCUAGGCCUUGAAGUGAUACAAUUUCACAGUGGUCAUAUUAGUUAGAAGUUCCCAUCCCUUUAGAGCAAGAACACGGACAGUGUAAAUGUGAAUUAAUUACUAAUAUGUCAUAUUUCCUCUGUCGAGAAUAAAUUUACACAGACAGUGUAAAUUAGAAUAUAUAUAAAUAUAUAUUCUAAUCUUAACAAA